Messenger RNA from Emys orbicularis (European pond turtle), 705 nucleotides. It is a transcript of the gene IGSF6, whose product is annotated as immunoglobulin superfamily member 6. The record is from RefSeq and is a predicted model, not a curated record. NCBI's taxonomy places the organism in Eukaryota, Metazoa, Chordata, Testudines, Emydidae. Bases 1 to 705 code for a protein of 234 amino acids. The transcript has 6 exons.
AUGGCACCUUUCAAUAAAUGCAAAGUCGUGCUAGUGUUGGAAUUCAACUGGAUUCUAUACUAUGUUGGUCAUGCUGUAGACACCUGCAAAGUUACCAUAAGACAACACCCAUUUAAGGAAGUAGACUACAGUGUCGACACUGUGAACAUAACAUGCAGUUUCUCUCCUUCCGGAUGUAAAGGCUCCCCUCAAAUGCUAUGGUUUCGCUAUCGUGAUUUUACACAUGAGGCUUUGUGUACACCUGGAUGCAUAGAGAAGUUCGAAGUGAUUGGACCACUGUCCGAUAAUAAUGCUUUACUUCAAAUCAACAAACUGACUGUAAACGACAGUGCCAUUUAUAUCUGUGGAAUAGCAUUUUCAAAUUCAGAUUCACACACAUCUAAGCAAACCGGGGGAGGAACGAUAUUGGUGAAAAGAGGGUCGGAGAAGUACAGCACUGAAGAAUACAUCCCCAUGAUAGUCCUCUCAUCUUUGCUGUUUCUAUACAGCACUACCAUAUUUGCAAUCUUUAUAUUCUACAAGUCAAAAUCCAAACUGGUAAAGAAAACCAGGAAAGGAGACGUGAAAGGAGAGCACCAUAAAAACACGAGUGGGCGAACAGUUUGUCGAGCAAUUGUACAAGAACUGUACAAGAAGAGAUAUGCUGAAGACCAUCAUCAGCCUGAGUGUUUGGAACCAGAUGACACCAUCUAUCAAAACAGAUGA